Eutrema salsugineum is the source of this 1788-nucleotide messenger RNA. RefSeq lists its product as uncharacterized. The record is from RefSeq and is a predicted model, not a curated record. The transcript has a single exon. NCBI's taxonomy places the organism in Eukaryota, Viridiplantae, Streptophyta, Magnoliopsida, Brassicales, Brassicaceae. Bases 1 to 1788 code for a protein of 595 amino acids.
AUGGAUUAUGGAACUAGUUAUGGUAAUACAACUCAUUUAAGUUGGAGUGAAGAAGAUGUGGGUAAUGUAGUAGGAGAUAGAUAUGUGGAUAUGGUGAAUGAUGCAUUUCAUGGUAAUUAUCAUCAAGAUGAUAGUUAUCAGAAUGUAGGUAACCAUCCCCAACAAUUUUACGAUUUGUUAGAAGCUGGGAAAAAACCAUUACAUGAUGGUUGUCAUGAAGGUCACUCGCAGUUAUCUUUAGCUGCUCGGUUCAUGCAAAAUAAGGUAGAUUAUAAUAUGAGUGAAAAGUGUGUGGAUUCGUGGGCAUCUUUGUUUACGGAGUAUUUACCAGAAGGAAAUCAGUCAACCAAGUCACAUUACGAGACAGAGAAAUUGAUGGGAAAUUUGGGGCUUCCGUUUCAUAAAAUCGAUGUUUGUAUUAACAAUUGUAUGAUCUUCUGGAAAGAAGAUGAAAUGUGGGAGGAGUGUAAAUUUUGUCAGUCACCCAGAUAUAAACCUAACAAAGGACGACGUUCACGAACCAGAAUACCAUAUAGUCGUAUGUGGUAUCUACCUAUUGGUGAUAGAUUAAAGAGGAUGUAUCAGAGCCAGAAGACUGCAGCGACAAUGAGAUGGCAUGCUGAAAACCAUGCAAAGGAGGGCGAAAUGUGUCAUCCCUGUGAUGCUGCAGAGUGGAAAUAUUUUCAAGAUCUACAUCCCCAAUUUGCUGAAGAACCCCGUAACAUGUAUCUUGGGUUAUGUACAGAUGGAUUCAAUCCAUUUGGCAUGUCUCGUAAUCAUUCAUUAUGGCCUGUGAUCUUGACUCCUUAUAAUUUACCCCCUGGUAUGUGCAUGAAGACUGAGUACUUGUUCCUCACAAUACUGAAUUCUGGGCCAAAUCAUCCGCGUGCUAGUCUCGAUAUCUUCCUCCGACCUCUUAUCGAGGAGUUAAAAGAAUUAUGGUCAACUGGAAUCAAUGCAUACGAUGUAUCUUUGCAGCAGAAUUUCAAACUAAAGGUUGUGCUGAUGUGGAUGAUAAGCGACUUUCCGGCGUAUGGCAUGUUGUCAGGAUGGACGACCCAUGGUAGAUUGGCUUGUCCAAUUUGUAUGGACGAUACAAAGGCAUUUUAUCUGCCUAAUGGAAGGAGGACGUGUUGGUUUGAUUGUCAUAGGAGGUUUCUCCCUCAUGGUCAUCCAUUACGAAAGAAUAGAAAAGACUUUUUGAAGGGUAGACACGCUAUAAAUGAGUCACCACCACAGUCUUUGACAGGUGAACAAGUUUAUAGUGAGCGAAUAGAAACUGUCAAUCCUGCAAAAACGUCUGAUUGCGGUGGAAACGGUCAUGAAAAAAAGAUGCCCGGAUAUGGGAAGUGGCAUAACUGGCACAAAGAAAGUAUAUUUUGGGAGUUGCCUUACUGGAGGGACCUCAAUCUCCGACAUAAUCUUGAUGUGAUGCAUAUAGAGAAGAAUUUCUUUGAUAACAUCAUGAAUACUCUAAUGAGUGUUGCGGGUAAAUCAAAAGACAAUAUCAAGUCAAGGUUGGAUAUAGAACGAUUUUGUGAUCGGGCACACGUACAUCUUGCUGAAAAUGGUCAAGCUCCUUUUCCAGUAUACACAUUGGAAGAAGCUGAUAGAAGAAGAUUAUUGGAAUGUGUGAAAGGGGUACAAUUUCCUGACGGUUAUGCGUCAGACUUAGCUGCUUGUGUUGAUAUAGAAAGAGGAAAGCUUUCCGGCAUGACUGCCAUGUUUUUAUGGAACGGCUACUUCCAUUUAUCUUUUCAGAACUCUUGGACCGUAAUGUCCACCUAG